This is a messenger RNA of Candoia aspera, 1024 nucleotides long. RefSeq names its product signal sequence receptor subunit 3 (gene SSR3). Bases 65 to 631 code for a protein of 188 amino acids. NCBI's taxonomy places the organism in Eukaryota, Metazoa, Chordata, Lepidosauria, Squamata, Candoiidae. The transcript has 5 exons. Gene Ontology annotation, cellular component: endoplasmic reticulum; membrane. Gene Ontology annotation, biological process: SRP-dependent cotranslational protein targeting to membrane. The record is from RefSeq and is a predicted model, not a curated record.
GGGGGGUCAGCGCCGUUCUGUCUUUGCGUUCGUUCCGGGAAGGAGAGCGGCAGCGGUGGCACCGAUGGCUCCCAAGGGCGGCAGCGGCGGGGCUCGGCAGCAGUCGGAAGAGGAACUGCUUCUGCAGGAUUUCAGCCGCAACCUCUCGGCCAAGUCCUCGGCGCUGUUCUUCGGCAACGCGUUCAUCGUCUCGGCUAUCCCGAUAUGGCUUUACUGGCGGAUCUGGCACAUGGACCUCUUUCAGUCUGCAGUCCUCUACAGUGUAAUGACCCUUGUUAGCACCUAUUUGGUUGCUUUUGCUUACAAGAAUGUGAAGUUUGUUCUCAAGCACAAGGUAGCCCAGAAGCGGGAAGAUGCUGUUUCCAAAGAAGUGACUCGCAAGCUUUCAGAAGCAGAUAAUAGGAAGAUGUCACGAAAGGAGAAGGAUGAGAGAAUUUUGUGGAAGAAGAAUGAAGUGGCAGACUAUGAAGCAACAACCUUCUCUAUCUUUUACAAUAACACCCUCUUCCUCGUCCUGAUCAUCGUUGCUUCUUUUUUUGUGUUGAAGAACUUCAACCCCACCGUGAAUUACAUCCUCUCCAUCAGUGUUUCAUCUGGACUGAUUGCUUUAUUAUCUACAGGCUCAAAGUAGAUAGAAUUGUUCGAGUAAAUUAAUUCAACCCUGUCAUACCCAACCAGAAGAAGGUGGAAUUGCCAUUUUUUGUAGAUUGGUCUUUUCCUCCUUCUUCUUCUUUGUUUUUUGAAAAGAUGGGAUAAGAACGGGGAACAGUUUUAUUAUAAAAUAUGAAGAUGAGGCAUUCUAAUUUAGGCUUGCAAUAUGCUUAUUCAAAAUACUUUUGACCAUUUUGGGGGAUAUAGGAAUUCACCUGUAUCGAGAAGUUCUUAAACUGCAUCUGGAAUUCUUGAUCAGAAGUUUUUGUUAUUUGUAUUCUUUGUUACUAAAAAAAAAAAAGCUUUGUUUGCUACAAACAGUGAUUGUAUGCCUCAGCAUUUUGUAACUACACUUUAAUAAAGCGUUUAAAAA